AUGAAAGCGGCAAGAGCCCACCAGCCUACCUACCAAGACCAACAAAUACACUUCUAUCAGGACUUAGCACCGACCACACUGAAGAAACGCCGGGAGCUCAAGCCCCUUACCACAGCCUUGAUCGAAGCCGGAUGGCGCUACAUGUGGGGACACCCCUUCAAAUUGUCGGUGAAAAAGGGGGAACAAUCAUUCACCCUCCAUCAGGUAGCAGAUAUGCAAGACUUUGCCGACCAUCUUGGGAUAACCUUACGCUACCCAGCACAAGACCCCAACCAAGCCACGAAAGAGACUGCGAGCCGCAGAGGAGGGCCCCAUACGCUCCCAACACGCCCGCAACCUAAGCGAGGGUCCCCGCCAACGCAACCAGAGCAAGACGACAUGAACACCUGA
Molecule: messenger RNA, 390 nt
Organism: Pelobates cultripes (western spadefoot toad)
Lineage: Eukaryota; Metazoa; Chordata; Amphibia; Anura; Pelobatidae
Source: the annotation of a GenBank genome assembly